Molecule: messenger RNA, 804 nt
Organism: Exserohilum turcica Et28A
Lineage: Eukaryota; Fungi; Ascomycota; Dothideomycetes; Pleosporales; Pleosporaceae
Exons: 1
Coding region: 1-804 (267 amino acids)
Source: RefSeq, a predicted model, not a curated record
AUGGUCUCAGUCAUCGCGACCAUCUCCCGCCGUAUGGCCCACUCAGGCACGCCCAUACAGCCAUUCCCCAACGCCCUAGCAUCUGACCAGCACAGCACAGAAACCAACGAUGACGCACUCUUCAACCUGGACCUUCUCCACCUCAAGCCCGAGCAUCGCGUCUGGUUCGGAGUCGUCAACCUUGCGGUACGUAAUUUCAUGAACGGCCUCGACCCUUCGCACACUUACCAAUACACGCGCCGCCUCGUUUCCAAUGCCAUCCGUAUCCUAGACAAGGAAAAGAAGCAUCACGAAUGGGCGCGUAGAAUCGACCCCGUCAUCAUCUGGGUUGCGUGCAUGACUAGCGCCGUCGGAGCUUCAGAGCAUGAAACCGACAAUUGGGACUAUGACCAGAUUGACAUCAUUGACGAUUUCCUCAAGCCCCUAGGCUGCCCGCUGCACAUUCGUCGCCAGGCUGCUCAUCUGGCUGCGAGAGUCUCUGCGACUGCCAAAUCAUCUAACCAAGACGACAUGGAUGCCUUUGCACGUGAAUACCCGCCUUUCCGCGUCAUCCAUGAUGCACGCCGUCUGGAUGAAUUGGGCGCCAUUGGCAUGAGUCGACUCAUCCUAAACCACGACAUGAGUGAGUCUCCGCGCUGGGCGGUGAUACAGAGCAACGUCAGGCUCCUGGAAGACCGCUUCGCCCACUACUCCCGUCUUAUGUUGACAGACUCGGGGCGGAAGAUGGCCGAGCAGCGAUACAAGUGGAUGGUAGAAGGCUUCUUGGGCCAGUGGAAGCGCGAGACGGACACGAGUAACGUGUAG